AUGCUGAACACAGGAAACUCAAAUCAUAUAAUAUAUAUGAUUGAUAUAACUAAACUGAAAGAAGAUAUCCGCAAUUCUCAACUAUAUCAAGACCCGCCUAAUGAUUUGAACAUGCUGCUCGACUGUUAUAACACGACUUUAAGAUCUGUACAGCCCCCGAAAUUAUUCCGACCCCGAAAUGAUCCCCAACCCUGAAAUGAUCCCCAAAUCGACCCCGAAAUGAUACCGACCCCGAAAUGAUCUCCAUUUCUCUUCACGUCGACCCCGAAAUGAUCCUCAAUUAGUUCUUGGAAUAGAACUUGUAUUUCGUCUCGGAAUUAUUACAAAUCUGUUGCAGCGUUUACGUUCUUAAAUCGCGUUUAACAUUUCGCUACAAAUUGAAAACGUUACAGUCAAGAACAGUAUUUUUCCUUGUUCCCUUCCCAUGAGACCCUAAUCCCCAAUCUUCUCUUGUUCCAAGAAACACUUAAAUAGCGACUGGGUACGAGUCUGAGUCAAGAAGACUUUAGCAGCGACUGACCAAACAAAGUGAAAUAGAGUUCAGUUGCGAUAUUUCGACUGGCCAGUACCAGUCUUCAUCAGGUUUAUUGAGAUAUCACGAAUUCACAGAAAUAUAUAUGAAGUAAAAUUAUGACCGGAAAUUACAUAAUAUGACGUGGUAUGGUGGCUACUUUAAAAGACAAGAUAACAAAAAAGUAAGAGAUAUACUAUAUAUGUAGUUACAGUUCAUCACGUUUAUUGAUGCCCAGAGGUUCAAUUAUCUUAGCUUUAUGGAUAAGGUGGGCUUCACGUGCUUUCCUGAAAGAAUCACGCCCAUUUUUAAGUUUUUCAAUGGGAAUCAAAAGCAUAUGAUUGUCGGAAUGAUUACUGGUUAGAAAGUGUUCUGAAAUUGCAGUAUGGAUGUAAUUACCAGUAGGGUUGAGUAUAGGUCAUCUGUGUUCAUUAAAACGGUCUUUGAGGCGACGUUUAGUUUCUCCAAUAUAUUGUAGAUUACACAGGCGACAUUGAAUCAAAUAGAUAACAUUAAAAGUUGCACAAGUGAUAUGAGAUUUGAUGUGGUGGGUCACACCUGUAGAAUGAAAAGUGUAAUCGCGGCUGCGACAAAACCUUUCUUAAGAUCCAAAUACAACGAGCUUCCGACAUUCUUUGCACUGAAGCACUUACAAACAAACCCAAGACUUAGACUGAAACCUGCUAAAGUCUUCUUGACUGUAACGUUUUCAAUUUGAUUUAUUUUGACUGAAAACGAUCUUUUUGGAUCCGACUUUGAGCAAGAUUGAUCGUACUCGGUAUUUGCAGUGGGUUUUUUUUCCUUAAUUAAACAUUUCGCUACAGUUUAUGUGUUUUUUUGGCGCUUCUGUCAUCUAAUCGCCUUUAUGUAUACUUUUGCAUAUUCAAGAUCAUUUUAAGAUUUUAAAAAGUGUUAAAACACCAUUUUUAAAAUUCAAUAUCCAAGGCAUGCAGUUUUAACAUCAUUUUUAGAAUUUAACAUCUAUGCAGUUUUCUCUUUUACCCGGGCUAUAAUCACCUAAGUAAUAAUUUUGAAAAAUGUUAUGUUUCUUGAUAUUAUCAGUUGCAGUUCAUGGUGUUCCUAAAAAUAUACUAGACUUUGUGUAUUUUUUGAUAAUAAUACUCGUUUAAUCCAGUUCAAAGUGUAAUCCCAAAUUAAUGUCAUGUGGGCAAGUGAAGAUUAUUAUAGUGAAGCUUUAUAAUGCACCUAUCAAUGUAAAUCCCGUGGAGGGGGAGUGUGGGCAAGGGGCGGGGAUUUGGUUCCUCAGACUUUCCCCCCUGUCGGGCUUUUGAUCGUGCGAAGCGACCCCGGGGUCGGGACAUUUGACUUUGACCGACAGAAGCCUGGUACCAAUUCAGAAGUGGUUACCCAGUCUGUCCCUCGAGGCUUUCUGAAAGUCACGCUUUUGCAGAAAGGUGUGAAGUUUUCAUUUGUUUUAAUCGCCAUAAUCCGAUACCUUAAACUGUCAUCUAAACAGAUAAUGUCUAUUUGGAGAAAGUUUUUAUCUUCAAGUUCCCAUCUGAUUGUAAAACUCGAUUGAAAUCGAAUUCCACCAUGAAAUUCAGAGGAUUUUUUACAGGUCACUGAUCCGACCUGUUCCGACAUGUUGAGCAGAUGUUAUAAAGCAUUGUACGUUUCAUUAAUACCGUAAAAUUCCGAAAAGAAGCCCCUCCAUGUAUAAGCCCCUCCAAAUAUAAGUCCCCCAAAAUCGUAAUGUAAAAAGCCCUCCGUUAAAUCGCCCCUCCGAAUAUAAGCCCCGCGGGGGGCUUGUACUUGGAAUUUGCCCUCGAAUACAAAGUAAAACAAAGCAAAAAUGGUAAAUUUCCUUUCCACUACAAGCUAGCCCAACCGAUUUUAUAACGCAAAUUUUCCUCCGUACAUAAGCCCCUCCGAAUAUAGGCCCCUCCAAAAAUAAGCCCCUCAAAAAGGGCCUUUGAAAAAUAUAAGCCCCGGGGCUUAUUUUCGGAAUUUUACGGUAUUAUAAUAGCACGGUCAAUCUUCCUGGAGGGAUUUUGUUGUUCAAAGUAAGAGAUGCUAGUGGAGAGAGAAAAUACUUAAUUACAGCGAGUAAUUUAACGGAGCUUAUGUUAACCUUUUAUUAAAUAAAAGUAGUAAGAACGUACUUUUGAAAUGUUCUUUUAUUUGUUUUUAAAGUAUUAUAGCAUUGUUUGUUUAGAUUUUUUCCCCCGAGGUGGGGGCUUUUUUGACACUUUUGAUUGACCUUUCGUUUCCCACCCUGGGGAAUUUGGGAGAAAUGAGGAUCAUUUCAUAAACGCGAUUUAAGAACGUAAACGCUGCAACAGAUUUGUAAUAAUUCCGAGACGAAAUACAAGUUCCAUUCCAAGAAUUAAUUGGGGAUCAUUUCGGGGUCGACGUGAAGAGAAAUUGGGAUCAUUUCGGGGUCGAUUUGGGGAUCAUUUCAUGGUUGGGGAUCAUUUCGGGGUCGAGAUCAUUUCGGGGGCUCUACAGAUCACUAUUAGAUGAUCACGCGCCAGUUUGUUCUCGUCAUGUCUCCACUCGAUCCAGGCCCCCAUGGUUCAAUGAAGACAUAAUUCAGGCUCGUAGGGACAGGAGGAAGGCCGAGAGAAGAUGGAUAGCAAGUGGUCUCCAAGCAGAUCUUGUAGUAUUUAAAGCUAAGCGAAAUUAUGUCAUACAUUUGAUGAAUGAAGCUAGAUGUACUUAUUACAAGGAAUUCAUUGACGAGAACAGUUCGGACCAAUCAAAGCUGUUCCGGGCUAGUAAGAGCCUACUAAAUCUGCAAGAGGACAAGUCUCUCCAACCUCACACUGACGCCUCUGUUCUUGCAAAUGAGAUGGGUGAAUACUUCAUCCAUAAAAUAGUGGCUAUUAGAUCAAAGCUAGCUGGUAAAACGGUCUCUCCUGCGGUUACUGAGCGGGCGCCUCACGGUUCAUCGAGUAGUGAUGACCUUGUCACGCUAUCAGAGUUUCAGCCUCUCUCCGAAGAGGCUGUAAGGAAGAUGGCUGUGGCUUCUAUGAAGACAUGUACUCUGGACCCUCUUCCAUCAUCCAUCUUGUUGGUUUGCAUAGAGGAGUUACUUCUAGUGAUUAGUAGGAUGGUGAACGUAUCACUAGAGCAUGGUUACUUUGCAGAUGACUGGAAAAGGGCAGUAGUACAUCCUCUGCCCAAAAAAUCUGGUCUUCAAUUGAUAAACAAGAACUUUCGGCUUGUGAGUAAUUUACAGUUCACGUCCAACCUCACAGAGACAGCGGUUGCAGUACAAUUACAGGAGCACAUGCUAGUCAAUGGCUUGUUUCCAGAAUUGCAAAGUGCUUACCGCCAACAUCAUAGCACUGACACCGCACUACCGACAAGGUGA
This is a messenger RNA of Porites evermanni, 3848 nucleotides long. The record is from the annotation of a GenBank genome assembly. Lineage: Eukaryota; Metazoa; Cnidaria; Anthozoa; Scleractinia; Poritidae.